This is a messenger RNA of Helianthus annuus (common sunflower), 591 nucleotides long. RefSeq names its product SH3 domain-containing protein C23A1.17-like. Lineage: Eukaryota; Viridiplantae; Streptophyta; Magnoliopsida; Asterales; Asteraceae. The transcript has a single exon. The record is from RefSeq and is a predicted model, not a curated record. The coding region runs from base 1 to 591 and encodes 196 amino acids.
AUGUCAGCUGCACAGUCUCCUCCACAUGACUUUGAGCCUGGACUUGAGCCUGAUUUUGUCCCUGCUGAUCAGCCUGUUGAUGCACCUGCUGAUCCUGAGCCGAUACCUGCUCCUGAGCUUUUACCUGAUCUUGACCCUAUUCCAUUUGGCUUACCUGACAUUGCACCUCUCAUACCGGAUCCAGUUCCUGCACCCGCUGACCCUCCUAUUAUUGAGCCAGUCACUCCUCCACUUGCACCCACACCUGCUAAUGUUGCUCCUUUUCACCCAGUGGAGUCUAAUGUUCACCGUGUUGAUCUCCCUAUUGUUUUCUUGCAGGACAUACCCGCACCCCAUCCAGGGGAGGGCACUUCAGGCCAGCAGCCUAGCCAUGACCCUCAUGUUUCAGCAGCUUUUCCCCAUAUACCCCAGUCUGCACCUUAUGCUCAUUUUACUUCUUCACCACUUAAUGAGCCACUCAGAUGGUUUCCACCUUACACCAUGCCGAUUUCGGAUCCCUACCAUCCCUCGCACUUUACUGGUUACACACGGGAUGAGCUACUCUUAUCACUUCAGCUUCAGUAUGAGAUCAUGAGUCGUAGGAUUCUAUAG